GAAUGCACUACAUUAGCAAAGACACAUGACUUAAGUGGGAUCGUGACACCCCAUCUUAGUUGGCUAUAUCACUCACGAAGAGUUUAACUGUAUUCGUUGUAUAAGCAUGGAUGCCAAGCAUGGAUGACAUCCGACUCAGUAGAUUCAAGGAUGAUAAUCGCAGCUGAAUUCCUGUUUGCAACUUAUAGUGCAGAUCUUUGUCACGACGUGCACAAUGAUUCGCCGAAGAAUUGCUGAUUUCCAAUCAUAAGAGAUGUCGAGGUCACAUCCAGAGGUAUGAUAAGCGAAGGUACCUGCAUAAAUGUAACCCUUCCGGAAUGUGGUUCCGUAUAUGCUGCACUCAACCAAUAUUUUUCAAGUGCUCACGGUACAGAUUCGUAUUCGUCCGUGACCGACAGACACCACCCAUAUCACGGCCUGUAAGUGCUUGCAGGGUACAUCGUCGUCGUCGUCUGAAUUUCACCUCAAAUACAAGUCUCUACUCAUUUCGAUGAAAAUUCUAGCAGGACCGGUUCUAUACAAUACGGUAGUUUGAGUUCACCGAUUUCCUUCCAUAUACGGUCGAACUGGCAUGUAACGGACGAAUUUCGGUCUGGAAUGUGAAGCUGUGAAUACAUCGAAGUCAAAGCCCUGGUCCGACAUCUGAAGCCGACUCGGAUACGCCUUUAUCGCCUGCUGAUUGGAGCUCCAUCGAAUGGUCACAGCCGUCGAUGUUCCAAGCUCUCUACAAAAAUUAAGGGCCCCACACCCAAGUCGCUUAAGCCACUCCCAGCAAUUGAAUGCUUGCAGUCUUUGAAAAUUCCACUUGUAUGGUUGAGGUGAUAGCUCUCCGGAAUCAUUCUGUCCAUCAUUCAUGUUUUUCACUUUCAAGGUGUAUGUGCACCCAUAUACACGUUAUCGUUGCCUCGUACUCAAAUAUUUCCGUUCGCACUUUUACUUUUACAUCAAAACAUAUUAUCACCAGAUCCUAUACUGAGCAUAGGAAUCUGGUUCGUCUGAAUGUGUAUGUAUCGUCUUGCAAGGCAAAGCCAGGGGAGCGGUUGGUCUGCCCUGAAGAUGGCUUGCAAUUUAUCCAGGAGAAAAAUCUUAUUCUUAACCUUAACUUUGCAGUGCUCCAUUUCUAGAUCUCAGAAGAUCCAAAAGCAUCAGCAGUUGAGAAAGUAUGGGAGACGAAAGUCUAGGCAGCGGAUGUGAAGGAAAUCCGAGUGGAUUGUGUUGCUGGAUAUGGAGGCAAGCAACUUGCGGCUUUACAGGGACUCAACAAAUCAGUAGAUAACACCCCACGACUCCUGUACAUCACGAGGCAGCAAAGCCACUUUCUGGAGCAUGAAGCUGUUCAGUGUCUCGGAAGACCUCCGCUUAUACUGGAUAGAUAGCACGACCCUCGAUCCAGUCUCGAUGGAUCGAGCCUGCAGACCUGGUCUCCUUAUUCCAUCGCCUUUUCACUUCGAGACCAUCCGGAGUUUGAAAAUUGUCGACGAAAGUUCUCCUCAAGAGGACAAUUGUUCCUCAACCUUUGCAGUCGACAAUCAGGGCGUAAAGUCUGCGUAAUUUGUGCCUUGGAAAGCUUGCCUCUGGGCUGUAAAUGGUCACUGGCUUCACUUCUUACAACCAGCAUCUUCUUUUCCCACCUCCGACGUGUAUUUGAUUCAAAGAUGUGUCCUGCUUUUACCUCAUCACGCCGUGAUUUGUUCUCGAAAGCUAUCUUCGAGUACCUGAAGAGACUUCUGCCGAAAAUUUCUGGGCAGCAACAGGUACUGGGGAGCGAAGGAACGCUAACGCCUGUACUUGUCUAUCAGGAUGAUCCGUUCAGUGCCAAAAAGCUUCAAAGAGAAAGGAGAGCUUCGCAGAAUCAAAGCAAGACGCGCAUACUUUGUGGUACUUCAUUGACUGAGGCUUGGAACGGGACGGGACGUGACUGGACCAUCGGAAAGCAAACUAAAGGUGGCUACAUGAGGGAGGUACCUUCAUUGCAUACUUUGAAGUGCCUGUAAAAAGUGAUGCGAGCAAGACUGAUCCAUCCAUGACCAUGAGGGAAGCAUGUACAUGCGAUUAAUGCCAUGCAACUGGUACUGCUAUGUACUGCAAGGAUUUGCCACGAGCAAAAAUGGGGGAACACGAAUUGUACAAGUAAUUAUGUACAGGGACUCUUGUAGCCCAUAACUGUCUGAGACCUUUUCUCAUAUAUUCCAGACAUUGGAUUGGUCAGAGGCACCCGAUCGAGCUUCACGAUCCGCUUUGGCUGGUAUUAGUAUUCGUACGAGGGCAUCGCAGAUCUGUAAGGCACGUCAUGAAGUUGUACCUGUGCUACGUACAUUCGACAACUAACGACUCGCAAAGACCAUUCUCGAUUAUCGCCAGACUUUCCUUCACAGCAGAACAGUUGUGUUGAAGAAUCAGAGAGCAAUAAUUUUUUAUCCUAAAUGAAUUCUGCAGAUUUUGAAAUCACAGUCCCCCUUGCUAUCAGCAAAGCACUGCAAGAUCAAUUUCAAGUUACUGUGGAAAGGUUGAAGUUCAAAGUGUCAGAAAGUGAUCGGAAUUUUAUGUGAAGAAGCUGACUCCAUAAUGAGGAAAUUCAAAGUAGAACGAUAAUUUUGUCUUAUAAAUAUACGAGUGUUUCUUGUUCGCAGCCUAAGACUUCUUUCAUAUUUAAAUGAUUUGAUGGUGCAAAGUUUAUCGGAAUCAUCUAUGUAGCCUUCUGAUGAGCUUAUUGACUGCAUAAAAAAUUAUUUGGAUAACGGGCAAACGACGAAGAACUCGUUCUCCAGUCUGAAGACAGGAGGAUGGUCCUGCUAGAGUGAUUACAAAGUGAUCCUCAAAGACUUUCAUUGCCUUGAUCGUGAGAUGCCUGUCCUUGGAGUGGUGGCUCAACUUCCUCCCAGUAAAAACGAUGGAGCGCUGUUCUUACCGAUUUGAACUCCUCACCUUCUCUUUUCCAUGUAAGGUUGAAGCAUGCUGCCCUUAGACGCCAUGCGAACGGGAGAUCGACGGGAGCUAAACACGUCGCCCAAUUCUACAGAUUCUUAUGAAUAGGUGUGACUUCACUUAUAAACUGAUUGACCGCUCGGCAUGUCAAUGUGUCAGGAGGUUGUGCCAGGAGGUUGUGCCAGGUUCUCAAUCCUGUUUUGGGGAUGAUAGUUGCUAAUGUCUGGGAUGGACAUCAACCGGCGGAGUUUGCGUGAUAUAUUCAUACCAACAGAACAAAAUAAUAAUUUACACGUAAACUACAGCAUCCAGCUCUGCAAAUUUUGUACAAAGGGAAAUGUUCAACUAUGGUGGACUUCGGCUCCAUGCUCCAAGAUUUAGUAUGGUCAGGUCUGGAACUUCAUAGCAAAACAGCUGUAUAGUAAAGCUUUUCCAAGAGUUCAUUUAAAGUAUUCUAGUGUUGUGUAGUGGAACAAAGACAGAAGUUGAACGCCAGUAAUUUGGAGACAAUAUUUCAGUCUCCUUCUCAUCUCUAGACCAACUCUUUUAGCAAUUGUACUGGUGAUGUUUCACUUCAUGAGCUUCUAUCAGAACCGAAUGAAGUUGGCGAUAGAAGCUGACCCAACCUCACUGGAUUUGGCGCGGAUGUUUACGCUUG
Messenger RNA from Marchantia polymorpha subsp. ruderalis, 3583 nucleotides. The record is from the annotation of a GenBank genome assembly. NCBI's taxonomy places the organism in Eukaryota, Viridiplantae, Streptophyta, Marchantiopsida, Marchantiales, Marchantiaceae.